UUAAAUAAAGAGAAUUUAGAUUCAAGUAAAUAUGUUAAUGACACUCAUCAAAAAAAUAUUUAUUGAUUUUAAGAUAAUUAAUCCUUCGGGUUCUGUUCCGUUUAAAGCAGCUUGAACAGUAAAGAGUAUCAAUUUUUUGAGACCGUCAAAAUUCACUUGGAUAACUUCUCUAAUGAAAAACCGACCCAAUUUUACACUGACGGGAUAAUGAAGCUAGCUAGAAGAUGGCUCGUCCGAAAAAGCGGUGCAUACAUUAUUGAUUAAGGUUGCAUCUUAAUAUUUAAUUUUUGAGUUUUAAUUGCCGCAAGAAAACCCGAACGAACUUUCUGACCGACCCAGUACGAGCGAGAGACCCGUAAUACGCAAGUAGGGCAAGCAAGACCGAUUACGGAAGGAAAUAAACAUUCAAACGACGCGUGACCUCCCGCUUCGUAAACACUCAAUAGCACCGACGUGCAAGCGCGUGAGUCAUUAGUGACGUCUUUGUGUUGAAUGCUCAGUUUGUCGCGGUCAUUAACGAUAAGUACGUAAGUGUAGGUGCGCGCGCUCGCCGAAGUGGAAUUUCUUCAUUUUCAUGCAACACCUGCGCUCACGCCUCGGUCGUCUCAAUUAGCUGUUUUGUCGAUGAAUCAGAACAGAAAACGAUCUUCUUACACUGGAAACGUGUACUUAGCCGGACUGAUCAACAAAAUUCUCUAAUAAAUACGACGCGCUGAUUGCACCGCGUAAAUUCAGUUCCCGACGCGAUUUUCGCUUAGAGUGCGAACAAUAUCUCAUUCUUGUCGUCCGUUCACCUCGACGUCUGGCGAAUGAAACUUUUAUUCGUACAAAUGCAUCUGCAAAUUUCACCGUGUUCUCGCGUAAAGAGGAUUACCUAUGAGCGAAAUUAUUUUUCUCGAUCGCGUGACGCAAUACGACGAAGAAAUUCUGGCACUGAUGAUUACGCACUGGCUCGUCUCAUGAAUAAAAAUAGACGUUACUUUUUGUUCAUCAAGCGGUCCAUAACUGUAAAUAAUGGCCUAUAUUCCAUUAGCGCGGCUAAUUCUGCUCUAAGAAUGCGCGAUGCGUCGACGCGUUUCACACGCAAACAGAGUAACAACAGCUCGUCAGGAAAAAUUUUUGCUCGCUGUUACUGCUUUUCCAAAUACAUUAACGUUGAGUAACCUCUUGGCAUUACGCUCGUAGAAUCCUUCCUCCUUUUUCUACACACUUAAUUAUUUAUUACUUUCUUUCCCAACCGUAUUAAUAGGAGAAAGUUGCGCUUUUCGCAGGCUCGAGAUACGGUGAAAAGGCAGCUCUAAUAUAAUUACAAGUCUAAUAUAAUUAUACAGUCUAAUAUAAUUAUACAAUAAUUACAAGCUCUAAUAUAAUUAUACAGUCAAUUCGGAUACGCUCGUUCGCGUGAUACAAGAAUCUACGAAUGUUACCCAUUUCGGAUAUAACCGGUUUGUUUGUCGAAUCAAGUCGGCCAUAUCCCCGGACAACGCAAUCUCUACACUCGUCGUCGAUUCUUCUCUCAAAAAAAAGAGAUGAAAAAAAAAACGAUCAAACGCACACGUGCAGCUUUUUGCUGCAUAUCCAUCGUUCUAUAGGUAGAAGUUUGAUUCGGUCGAUGACACGACGUCACAUGCGUAACUUUUUUGCGCAUCGAGCGUCGGCGAGUCACAGCGACGAGUGUCACAUUCGGCGCCAGAGUGACUCCCGAAGCGGCGCGCGACAACGACGUCAUUCGCAAGAAGAAAACAAAAAACGGAAAAAGUAGAGACGAGCGAUAAAACGGGAGUGCGUGAAUGUGCGACGGGCGACGGAGAGAAGUCGAGAUGCACAACAUGCUCGCGAGUGAAUCAGGAAGAAAUCAAAGAGAGAGAAAGAGAGAGGGAGUGAGAGAGAGAGAAAAAGAGGGAGAGAGAGAAAGAGAGAAUGCAUUCACGAUGAAGGCGCUACCGUGAAGCGCAUGGCAAUCCGAAUUUCCAUCGUUAUAUGAACGGCUCAUGCAUUUUUUUACAGACACACGCGCCUCGACGCUCGGUUGGCGCCAAAACCAUUGAUUAAACCUCGCCGACGCCGACCUAUUUUUCCCCUUUCGCGACCUCCUCUUUCUCUCUUCUGUCCUCCCGGCAUUUCAGCUCCUCACGCGCUACACACGCGUUUCGCACACGCGAACUACUCGACCAACGGACACAGUGAUACGUCACGCCCGCGUUAUUGCCGCGUCGAUUGAGAAGCACUGACAUCACUUGGGCCUCAACUAAUCCAUAAAUAUUGUUCUCUCGUGGAGAAUCGCAAAAUCUAUCGCGUACGAGUUUUGAAGUCGAAAAUCGACACUCUAUAACCCGACUAGAAACUUUGAUCAACUACCUGAUAUUGUACAAAGAUCUAUUUGGAAAUGACUUCGUUAUCGGGAGAGAGAGCGUAUCUAGACAAAGUAACGGAAAAAGACGUGUAUGAUGAAGGGAGCUUGGAGCCUUUUCUACCAAAACAACGACCACCCAUUGCUUUCAUUUAUUUGCCGCCCUCUGAACAAUCUUCCGAUAAUCCUUACGCGACUCAACCAGCUUACAAUCCGUCUUACAAGUCGACCUUGAACGAUACCACCGGCCGCGAUGGUAUCACCGAAAAUAACGAAGGAAACGAAAUAAGAGACGAAGAGAACUGCGUGACCUACUGCAUCAUCGGCAUAGUAAUACUAGUUAUCGUCAGCGUUAUCAUCGGAAUCAUAUACUUCCUAAUACAACAUCCGAAAUUCGCACGUGCCAUGUACAAUGCGAUAGAGGCCGACACAACUGACGGAAACGCGACGUCAGUGAAGAAGAUAACGGCAGUUGCGAAUCAAUUAGGGAGGAUGGCAAACAAGACUUCUACCAUGACUAUUGAGCCAUCUAAAAUACACGAGGAUAAUGACUAAGCUCGACGUAUAUGAGGAUUGAAAUCCUCGUGAGAUGUCUCGCAAAUAUGAAUAAAUCAUAGAUUAGACUCUCAGGGAUCGUCAUAAUUAAUGUAGACAUGUCGACUCAAUUUAAUAUUGAUUUUCGUUCGCGCAGUCGAAUGGUUGACACAAAAAUUCCGUAAUUGUGAGAACUGAUAUGUUGUUAUGGUACUUUUUUAUUCUGCGAAAGAACGUUCUGUGAAAGAACGAUUGACAUUAUGUAUAUUUUACAGCGACAAUAAACGACAAGUAUAUAUAAUAAGAAAGAGAAUAAGUAGAAACAGCGACUCUGACAAGUAAUUCUUGAGAAAUAAAAGCCGUCGUCUUCAUAAAA
Molecule: messenger RNA, 3260 nt
Organism: Odontomachus brunneus
Lineage: Eukaryota; Metazoa; Arthropoda; Insecta; Hymenoptera; Formicidae
Exons: 3
Coding region: 2387-2905 (172 amino acids)
Source: RefSeq, a predicted model, not a curated record